CCCUGAACUGAAAGUGAAAAGAAUUUUUGUUAUUUUCAACAUAUUUAUUUAAGAACAUUUAUUUUUUAUAUGAUCUACUUUUAUUUAUAAAAUAUACUCCAUUUAUAAUGCAUCACCACCAUCAUCAACAUCGUCGUCGAAAGAAACGCCCAAACUAUGGAACUCGCACCGUCGAGGUCAGUCGUGGCUUCAAUGGUUUCGGUUUCACAAUCUCCGGCCAACAGCCGUGCAUUCUUUCAUGCAUUGUAGCUAAUUCGCCAGCCGAUCAGGCAGGUCUCCGUGCUGGAGACUUUCUUAUUUCAGUAAAUAAUUUGAAUGUAUCAAAAUUGCCUCAUGAAACUGUCGUUCAGUUAAUUGGCAAUUCCUUUGGUAGUAUUAAAAUGCAAAUUGCUGAAAAUUACUUCUCAGAUAGUUCUGAUGAGGAGAAUGCUAUUCAGCAUAUGAAUCGGGGUAAACCCAGUUAUUUGCAUCAUAAAUUAAAAAUGAAUCGAUUGAGAACAUCGCCACAAAAGCAUCGUGAAGGUGCGGGGACGAGUGGCGGGUGUAGGGAGCAGGCUUUGCGUCCUGUUAUUGAAGAUAUUCCCUUACCUGCUUCGCUAUCCUCGUCUGCUUCUCAUAAUAUCAUUCAUUCGCCAAAUGCAAGCACUUCCAAAGACAUCUCGAAUGUCAGUGCAAUGGUUCGAGUGAAUUUGGAACAAGAGAAUCUCAAUGGAGUGACUUUAGAAUACAGAGCAAUUGUCGGUUACUUGGGUACAAUUGAAAUGCCUAAACAAAUUGCAAUAAGUUCAAAACUCCAGACAGUAAGGAGUUGCAUUCGAAAAUUGCGCCAAGAAAAGCGCAAUCCAACAACUGUCUUAAUGACGAUUUUGCCCAAUUGCUUGACUUUACAAAGUUCUAAUGCCACAAUCUUGGCUACAUAUCCUUCGUCUCGACUUAACUACGUUAGUUCGUCGUCUGAAAGUGAAAAUCGCUUUUUUGGCUUAGUCACUAGUGCAAUCUAUUCAUCGAAUUGUGAUGAUGACGAACAAGAGCCAAAUGGAGCUCAAAAAGAUGUUUCAAUAUCGAAUAGUUGCCAUGUAUUUGUUGUCGAUACGAAAAUCUGCGAACACAAUGUACAUGAACAGCGAGCGGCUGAAUUUCGUAUAACAUGCACCAAAGAUCCUAUAUCGAAUUUGUGCUUGGAGUUUCCAAAUAACUCGGAGUAUGUGGUGAAUUUGAUUAGGAGCAUGUAUACUAUGAGAAUAUUGCCUCCAGCUGCAAGGAAUCCUGGAAGGAAUGCAGAGGCUAAUAGACAGCCUCAGGAUGUGCAAGCGCACUCGCCACAGCCGAGUAAUCAUAGUGAAGUCACUACAACAUCGUCGAAUUCAGAUUCUGGAAUUGGAUUCCAUAAUGAUUGUACGAAUAUAUCGGAUCGGAUUUUAGUAGUUGACUUCCCGGGAAUCCAUGUGAUGCCGAAUCGGGUUGGAAAUGUGGGAGCCUGCGCCCGGCCGGCAGCAAUAUUUAAUAAUAUCGAACAGAGCAAUCCUCAGGUGGAUACACGACUUACAGUUCGGGCAAUGCCAGAUCCUAAGGCUGCCGCAACACCACCUUUGCCUAAAACUGCUCCUCCUCAAUGUUAUAAUGGACCGAAUUUAUUAGCUAGUUUAGAUUUAAUUAAAAGUCCAAUAUCUAGCUUAGUAGCGACAAGAUCAUGUGAUGAUGUAUUGUCUCUAAUGGAUCGUCAACCAAAUCGAAGAUCAUUACAAAUGUCGAUGGAUGAUAUAUCGAUACAUUCUAGUUCUCAUCAUCAUGGAUAUGAUAAUGUAUCAGGCAGAUCACCAAUUAAAGAUCAUGUUUUUAUUCCACCAUUGCCAACGGGACCGAAACAAAGUAAAAAAUCAAAACAAACUCCUUAUGAAGAUGGAUGUUGUUUUCUAAAAGACUCACGCUCAUUCCAUAUAAAUAAAUUGAGUCCUAAAGUUUAUGGGAUGAUGGAGACGAAAGGCAAUUCGGCAAGUGUAGAGAAUUUGGCUUCGGAUGGCUGUGCUCGAAAAUCACUUGGUUUUUCGAAAAACGAACGAAAUGUAGAUGGUAAUCAAAAUGCGGAUGAUUUUGAAACUUGGGGUAGUUUACAAAAUAUUCACAAGACGGAGAAUUAUCAUAGAUCAUCACCGAAGAAGACAACAAUUUUGGAAGCUACUUAUAGUGAGCCAGAUUUGGGGUCCAGAGCAUUGCCAUCAGAUGCAUCGCCUUUUCGUCGCUGGGCACAAUCUUCAUUCCGUGCUCCCAGAACUGUAGAUUCACAAGUUUCACUUGCACGCCGACCAUCCUCUUUGACUGCCUCCGACAACGAUGUUUACACCAAAUCAAUGGAGACUUAUAUAGGAGAUUUCAAAGCAGCAGCUGCCGCCGCCCGAAAUCAGUUAGCUGAUGUCAAAAAUAUUGUCAACGGAAGUGUUAUUGGUAGUAUUAGUAGUAGUAGUAAUCGUAGCGCACCUCAACAACAAGAAUCACAACCUGCUGGGGUCACAGCUUGGGGUAACUCAUUUGAAAAACUUUUAGAAGACCCAGCUGGCUUGCAUACAUUUGCUGAAUUUCUUAAAAAAGAAUUCUCAGCUGAGAAUAUAUACUUUUGGACUGCAUGCGAAAGGUAUCGCUUUAUUGAAUCGGCAAGCGAACGUGCAACAAUGGCAAUGGAAAUAUAUUCCAAACAUUUAGCCAACGGAGCAACAGAACCAGUAAAUGUAGACUCACAAGCAAGAACUACAACUCAGGAGAAUCUUCGAACAGCUGAAAAAGAUUUAUUUGGACAAGCUCAGAAGCAAAUUUUCAACUUGAUGAAAUUCGACAGUUAUCAGCGAUUCAUUCGAUCUGAUAUGUACAAAAAAUGCAUUGAAGCCGAAGAAAAACAUCAACCACUGCCGUAUUCAGCAGAAGGCUUGGAUGAGUUGUUGAAGACAAAUUUUCACCUAUCAGCCCAUUCUAAGCUGAAAAAAUCGGCUAGCAAUGCUGAAGAUCGGCGUCGAAAGAGUCUCCUACCAUGGCAUCGCAAAACUCGUUGUAAAUCUCGUGAUCGCGAUGAACUUGAUAAUGAUCACGGUAACAGCAAAUCAUCUAACAACAGAACAGGCAAAUAUCAACAGUCAACAGGAAAUUCUUUAAAAAUAACCAAUACAACAAAUUCCACAAGUGAUAUCCAUAGUUCACGCAGCUCUCUAUCUAGUUUCGACACACUGCCACAAUGCACAUUGACCAACAACACAUCAGAUGAUAUUAAAGCCUGUUGUCUAUGUCGUGUUAUACUUUGCGAUGGAGCAACAACAAUUGUUCAAACCAAACCCGAUGAAACAGUUCGUCAAUUGGUUGAAAGAUUGCUCGAAAAACGUGGCAUUUCAUAUCAAUUAUUUGAAGUUAUUCUAAAUAGCACAAAUAAAACAGUUGAUUUGAAUGCUUCAUCGCAAAUUUUAUCUGGGAAAGAAUUAUUAAUUGAGCAGAAAGUCGCAUUUAAAUUAGACCUGCCCGAUCCCAAAGUAAUCUCAGUGAAAAGUAAACCGAAGAAAGCUCUUUGCGAUGUGAUUAAACCGAUUUUGCAAAAGUAUAACUAUUGCAUGGAAAAUGUUCAGAUAUUAAUGCGUGAUACCCAUGAACCGAUUGAUCUUUCACAACCUGUUACCAUAGCCGAUGGUCAGAGACUGCAAGUUGUAAUGUUGAAAGCGGACCAACCGACGACCGACUACCUGCCACCAAAUUCAGCUAAGCUUAAACCUAUGCCAAAAAAUGUAUCUUUUCCAGCAAUAAAACCACAUAGAAAUGGUGGUCCAGUACCAAGUGUGGUUAUAAGUACACAACAGAGCACCCUUGAUGAGAUAACUAAUAAAGUUUUCAGUGAAUUAUUGCAAGGAAAAGUAGAAUCUCAUGAUGGGAAUCAAAAGGCAGCUGAUAUAGGCUCCAUGAAGUCAGAUGACUGCGCUUCAGAGACAUCAUCAAUAUUUGACCGAAUCCGAAGACGAGACUCAAACAUUCCGGGCCUAAAAGGUCUACGACCGAAAAAAAUAAACAAAAUAUCUAUAAGUCAAUCAGAUGAUGCCCUAACAACCUCAACACAAUUAUAUAGCACUAACAGCGAUCCAGCUGUAACAACGACAAAAAAACCUGUUAUUGCAAAAUGGAAAGCUGGUGUUAAAGUUCAAGUCACUGAACGAGCUGAAAAUCAAGAUGAAUUUCUAGAAGGACUAAAGCGUGCACAAUGUGCUCGACUGGAAGAUCAACGGGGAACUGAAAUCAAUUUUGAACUUCCAGAUUUUUUAAAAAACAAAGAAAAUCAAAGUGCAGCCAAUAAGUUGAGAAAAAUCCGUGCAAAUCUUAGUCCUGUAAAUAAAUCAGCACCUGUUGUGCUAGUAGAUAACCAGCAGCAGCAAGUAGAUCGUCCAUUACCACAACCAGCUCCAAGACUAUCGAUCACAAAGAAACAAUCAAUUUCACCUAUGAAAAUUGAUGAAGAAGAUGCUGCUGCUCCAUCAAUAUCUGUUGUCGGACAAACAAUAGAUGAGGACUCUUUAUCUACCAAAGGUCCGCCGCCACUACCCCCAAAGCCAAAAGUUCUGCCAAUUAAGCCUUCUAAUUGGGGCCAAAGCAGCACUAUCACUAAUGGCUGUUCAAAACAAGUUGGUUCUUCAUCUUCUCCAACAACUGGGCUAGCAAUUCCUCUUCCGAGCAAAAUUCCGGUUGACAUUUCUCGCAAGCAUCUUGGAUCUGAACAAACUGGUAGAACAGCUUACCUAGAUGAGCCAAGUAGUAGUUUUGUUUAGACUAA
Messenger RNA from Episyrphus balteatus (marmalade hoverfly), 4792 nucleotides. RefSeq names its product regulator of G-protein signaling loco (gene loco). The transcript has 5 exons. The record is from RefSeq and is a predicted model, not a curated record. Gene Ontology annotation, biological process: signal transduction. The coding region runs from base 108 to 4787 and encodes 1559 amino acids. Gene Ontology annotation, molecular function: protein binding; GTPase activator activity. NCBI's taxonomy places the organism in Eukaryota, Metazoa, Arthropoda, Insecta, Diptera, Syrphidae.